Molecule: messenger RNA, 648 nt
Organism: Chaetomium globosum CBS 148.51
Lineage: Eukaryota; Fungi; Ascomycota; Sordariomycetes; Sordariales; Chaetomiaceae
Exons: 2
Coding region: 1-648 (215 amino acids)
Source: RefSeq, a predicted model, not a curated record
AUGGAGCACACACCCGACACCACCGGCUCGCUAUCCGCCCAAUCCCACCACGACCGGACCCGGGCGUGCCCAGUCACGCCCCGCCAGGACCCCGGGGGGGACUCCCACAGCUGCAUCAUCGACUACCGCCGGGAAGCUUUCAAGGUCACUUGGUGGGGGCGCGUUGAGUGCCCCGGUUUGACCAAGUUCCCGGCCGUCGGCGAUGCUGAAGUCUCCCCCGUGCCGUUGACUCCCGCCCUCGCCGCUGCGUGGAAACAGUCGUCGCCCCUCAACCACGGCUGCUACGCCUCCGUCCGCGCCUCCGACGGGCCUGGGGAUCGGUUCCCGGUCCUCAAGGUGGCCCACCCAGACUCGCCCUCCGUAGACCUCAUCGAGGGCGAGUUUAAUGUCCUCAACUCGCUGAGGGGUCGGGGGACUUCCGGUGCCCGAGGUGGACCCGCGCCCCAUCGUGGACAGUGGGCGCAUCCACGGGUACCGGAUGCGCCCGCUCUGCAAGUUGGGGCAAGGAUUGUGUUGGUUGACUUCGGUUUUGCGGGACGGAUAGGCACCGUCGUUCCCCCGUCGAUCCCUUCGUGGGUGUAUACGGGUCCUGUCUUCGCUGCGGAGGAGGAUUUAACCGCCCUCGAUGACUUGUGCCUGUUCAGCUGA